AUCGCGCGGAAUCGGCUUAGAACUGAGCGUGGGAGAAAAGGGAGUGUUCCAGCGUCCCUUCGUUAGUGCGGUUUUCCUCUACUCCGCCUGAUUCUCGGCCUAGCCAUGCCUCAAGUAAUGUCAGAAAUCAAAGACUUCUUGCUAACAGCAAGAAGAAAGGAUGCAAAAUCUGUGAAAAUUAAGAAAAAUAAGGACAAUGUCAAGUUCAAAGUACGGUGCAGCCGGUACCUCUAUACAUUAGUCAUCACAGACAAAGAAAAGGCUGAGAAACUCAAACAGUCCCUGCCUCCAGGUCUGGCAGUGAAAGAGCUGAAGUGAACAGUUGGAUUCUCUAGAUGUUGUCCAGAUUUUAUUGAAUAAACAAGAAUAAAAAUUG
Messenger RNA from Hemiscyllium ocellatum (epaulette shark), 376 nucleotides. RefSeq names its product ribosomal protein L38 (gene rpl38). The record is from RefSeq and is a predicted model, not a curated record. Gene Ontology annotation, biological process: translation; protein-RNA complex assembly. Gene Ontology annotation, cellular component: ribosome; cytosolic large ribosomal subunit. NCBI's taxonomy places the organism in Eukaryota, Metazoa, Chordata, Chondrichthyes, Orectolobiformes, Hemiscylliidae. Gene Ontology annotation, molecular function: structural constituent of ribosome. The coding region runs from base 106 to 318 and encodes 70 amino acids. The transcript has 5 exons.